GCGGGUGAGAGGUUAAAGGUCGGAGCCGGGGGUCGGGUUUGGGGGCUGCGAUCAUGGAGAUCACCAGACACAAUUUUAAGGAAUCUCUUAGCAUAGUAAUUGAAGCUAUUGAAGAUGCUGAUUUCCUAGCAAUUGACGGGGAAUUCUCAGGAAUAAGCGAUGGACCAUCAGUGAGCACAUUGACAAAUGGAAUGGAUACACCAGAAGAAAGAUAUCAGAAGCUUAAAAAGCACUCCAUGGACUUCCUGCUGUUUCAGUUUGGUCUUUGCACGUUUAAGUACAAUUCUGUUGAGAGCAGACACAUAAUGAAGACCUUUAACUUUUAUGUUUUCCCGAAGCCACUUUCCAGAGCCUCGCCGGAUGUUAAGUUUGUUUGCCAGAGUUCAAGCAUUGAUUUUCUAGCAAAUCAUGGGUUUGACUUCAACAAAGUUUUUCAUGCUGGAAUCCCGUACUUGAAUCGGGAAGACGAACGGCAGCUUCGGGAACAGUUGGAAGAAAAGCAACAUCAGUCCAAUGGGACUGGGACGCCAUCUUUCAUCUAUCCAAACGCUACCAAAGGACCAGUCGUGAUUCCAGAAGAACAUCGAGGUUUCAUUGAGAAGAUUGUUGAGAAAGUUGAAGAUCUAUUGAAAGAUGAUGAAGGUAGUGUUGAAUUGGAGCCAUGCACAGGGUUUCAGAGGAAACUUAUUUACCAGACCUUAAAUUGGAAGUUUCCUAAAGGUGCUCACGUCGAAACCUUGGAGAAUGAAAAGAAAGAGAGAUAUAUCGUCAUCAGCAAACUGGAUGACGAAGAACGGCGAAGGAGAGAAGAACAAAAACGAGCCAAAGAACAGGAAGAAAUGAACGAUGCUGUAGGAUUUUCCAAAGUAAUUCAUGCCAUUUCAAAAUCGGGUAAACUGGUGGUGGGACAUAACAUGCUGCUGGAUGUCAUGCACACAAUUCACCAAUUCCUCUGUCAGUUACCAGAUGAGCUCAAUGAAUUCAAGGAAUUAACAACGAGCGUCUUUCCCAGGCUUCUGGACACAAAGCUCAUGGGAAGCACACAUCCUUUUAAGGAACUGAUAGUGAAUACACCCCUCGCAGAGCUGGAAAAACGGUUAAAAGAGGCACCUUUCAGACGGCCCAAAGUUGAGAGUGCUGAAGGGUUUCCGAGCUACAACACGGCCUCCGAGCAGCUGCACGAAGCUGGUUAUGACGCGUACAUAACUGGCCUGUGCUUCAUCUCCAUGGCGAAUCAUCUAGGUUCUUUCCUCAGCCCUCCUAAAGUUUCUGUUUCUGCCCGAUCUAAACUGGUUGAACCUUUCAUCAACAAACUGUUUCUAAUGAGGAUUAUAGAUAUUCCUUACCUGAACCUGAGUGGUCCUGACUUGAAACCAAAGAGGGACCACGUUCUACACGUUCGAUUUCCCAAGGAAUGGAAGACCAGUGACCUCUACCAACUGUUCAGUGCCUUUGGUAACAUCCAAGUAUCCUGGAUAGAUGAUACUUCAGUGUUUGUAGCAUUGAGCCAGCGGGAACAAGUACAGAUCGCUGUGAACACCAGUAAGUAUGCAGAGAGCUACCGUAUCCAGACGUAUGCAGAAUACGUGGAGAAAAAGCAGGAAGAGAAACAAAUCAAGCGCAAGUGGACUGAAGAAAGCUGGAAAGAAGUGGAGAGGAAGAGGCUGAAAACUCAGUACACCCCACAACCUUAUCUUAGCCAGAUGUUUGAUUUCAGCAAAACAAAUCCUACUGGGGGCAAAAGAAGCAUGAGCCCUAUCCAGGAGGAGAACAUAUCUGAUGAGACCGGGGAGGGCGAGGUUACAAGUAAAGACAGUGAGAGUGACAAUUCGGGUAGUGCAUGGACCGACGCGUCACUGGCAGAUACCAGGAAAAUGAAGCAAAGGCAGAAGAAGGCAAAGAAAUCACAGGACAAGACAGGCAGUGCAGCAGAGCUAUUUGAAGUCCCAGACACAUGGUGACGUGACGCAGGACGAGUAAAAUGAAGUUGCAUCUUCUAGGUAAAGCCGUGACGAGAGACAGCAAGCACUUGCAAGCCAUAGCAAUCUCUGAGCUCCGCGGUACAAGACAGCUUAAAAAAAAAUAAGGUCUGUGAAAGUUGAGAUGUUUUUCUUUUUAAUAAAACUAAAAAGAGCCAAUAUGUCUGUUAAGUGUCUGUUAAUUUUAUGUUUUUGUUUAAAACAAAUGAUCCAUUGCACCUGUAAACUGGGGUCAUUCUCGUCCUGAGCAGUGUUAAACAGUCUUGUACUGCUCUCCGCUUAGAGCAACGAUGACCCCAGAGACUUGUCUUGUGCCAGUCAUUCAAUUCAUAUUCCAGAACUAUAUAAUCACGGUUCAGCACUGUAAAUUUUUUAUGUAUUGUAUUUCCAGUGAAUCUAAUUACUUGAUUAUCGAUAAUGUGGUAUAAUUUUUUUUAGGUUCAGGUUUUUAGGGGGGUUGCUAAAUGCAUUGCCAUAAGCCAUCCUUGCAAUAAGGGUUGCCAGCUGUCACACCAAUACUUGUUUCCUUUGUCUUGACUGAUGUGUACUGUGCUUUCAGUCUCUGGUGUCUCAACUUGUAUCCUGCACUAGAUCUUGUCCCCUUCUGUUUGUGUGCAAAAUACUUGUCUAUUUUCUCGGGGGACAAGUUUUGUAUUGUAUUUAAAGUUUUUGUAUCAUGAAGAAAAAUAAAAUAUUUCAUGAAAG
Callorhinchus milii (elephant shark) is the source of this 2684-nucleotide messenger RNA. It is a transcript of the gene parn, whose product is annotated as poly(A)-specific ribonuclease (deadenylation nuclease). Bases 54 to 1961 code for a protein of 635 amino acids. Gene Ontology annotation, biological process: nuclear-transcribed mRNA poly(A) tail shortening. Gene Ontology annotation, molecular function: metal ion binding; poly(A)-specific ribonuclease activity; RNA binding. The transcript is spliced from 24 exons. The record is from RefSeq and is a predicted model, not a curated record. NCBI's taxonomy places the organism in Eukaryota, Metazoa, Chordata, Chondrichthyes, Chimaeriformes, Callorhinchidae. Gene Ontology annotation, cellular component: cytoplasm; nucleus.